Dermatophagoides farinae (American house dust mite) is the source of this 2584-nucleotide messenger RNA. The record is from RefSeq and is a predicted model, not a curated record. NCBI's taxonomy places the organism in Eukaryota, Metazoa, Arthropoda, Arachnida, Sarcoptiformes, Pyroglyphidae.
UUCUCAAUUUUUCGGGUUGUAUCUGCAUGUAAAUGUUGACUGUUUUCUAUGAACAAAAUUAUCAAAACCAUUGAAACAAUGUUUUGAGUUGAGUUCGAUAUACCAUUCGGAUACAAAAUGGUCUGAAUAGUGAUCGAGCGGCAUAUUAUUAGUGUUUAUUAUAGAGAGAGUAGUUCUGAGUGAAUACAAAUUCAAUGUCUUUCAUUGUUGUGUUUUAUUGAUCAAAUUAAAACUUUAUAUCAUCGAAUGAUCUUGUUGAUAUUUUUGUUUUGUGUUUUGGUUAUAACCAACAUGUAAAAAUGUUUAAAUGUUUUUCAUUCAUGUGAUAAAUGAAUGACUCAUGUUUAAGAUUAAUUCGAUCGAAUCUUCAACUGUAUUUGUAAUAAUUUUAACAUAUAUGAACAAUGUGUACUCAAUCGAUAAUUUUUGAUGAUGACACACAGACACCAUCAUUUAUAGAAAGAGGGAAUUUGACAAACAAAAACGAUUGGUGCACUGGCCCCUUCAAUACUCGUAGACAUUUACAAACGAAAAUAUACGAUAACUGUGUUUAAUUAGUGAAAUUUGAAGCUUAUUUUUUUCAAUUUCAAACGCUAUAUUAGCUAUAAAAAAAAGACCUGAUAACCAGGUUCAAUUGAGUUCUCAAUCGUCAUUUGAUGGUUUGUUAUGAUUAUAUGUUCAACUGUCCAGAGUACAUUUGCUCAGAACUUCAUUCAAUUUUUUUUAUGCUCGAGUUGAUUUUUUUUUGGCCAAUAUAUUUAAUUCAUAUAUAGGAAUAUAGAACUAUUAUAUUGAUUAAUCAACAGCUUGGCAAACAGUUAUAAUUGUGUGUGUAUAGAAGAUGAUUAAAAAUUCAAUUCUGGAUCCAGACAUGGAAUGGAUUAUAACAAUGAUCGAAACACAUGUACCGUUUGGCCAAUCUAUUUUAUGGAUCAUAUCUAUGAUGGCAAGUAUUUACAUACGAAUAUCUCGUUGUUUUCUCGAUGGCCUAAUGGAUAUAACGGGUUUAUAUUAUUGGACAAAAAGAAAUCAAAUUCCACCAAUAACAAAUCCAUUGUUACUGAAAACAGCAACUGAAUUGGCAGAAAAAACUCGUACUGGACAGUUGAAAUGCGAAACACUUGUUCGAGUAUUCAUCGAUCGUAUCAAACUUGUGAAUCCGUUGAUCAAUGCUGUUGUUGCCGAUUGUUUUAAUGAUGCUAUCAAAGAGGCCAAAGAAUAUGAUCAGCGUAUUGAAAGAGCAUUAAAUGAUCCAUUGGUCAAAGAUGAUGUACUUGAAUUGCCAUUACUCGGUAUACCUAUUACGAUUAAAGAAUGCAUCCCGGUCAAAGGAAUGCCCAAUACUGGCGGUUUAUAUUCACGAAAAGAUUUUCGCGUCAAAGAGGAUGCACAGGUCGUGAAAAAUAUUCGUAAAUCUGGUGCGAUCAUCUUAGGUGUGACAAAUGUACCUGAAUUUUUGCUCUGGUGGGAUACCAACAAUCAUGUAUAUGGACGAGCACGUAAUCCAUAUGAUUUAUCACGAAUUACUGGAGGCAGUUCCGGUGGUGAAGCGGCUAUACAAGCAGCAGCCGGUGCAAUAAUUGGUGUUGGUUCAGAUAUCGGUGGUUCAUUAAGAAUACCUCCAUUUUUUUGUGGUACAUUCGGACAUAAGCCAUCAUCGAAUAUGACAAAUAUCGAAGGAAAUUUUCCAUAUUGUGGCCAUAAAUCAAGGGAAAGAUUGCUAGUCAAUGGCCCAUUAUGUCGUUAUGCAAUGGAUUUAAAACCAUUAUACAAAGUGAUUAUCGCCGAUAAUGAAAAAGCAAUGGCUCAACUUGAUUUAGAUUGUCCAGUUGAUUUAAAAAAAUCGCGAUUCUAUUUUCUUUAUGAAGAUGGUGAUUCAUUUAAAACACCUGUUUCGUCCGAUAUACGUGAAACAUUGAAACGUGCUCGUCAUUUUCUUGAAAAAGAUUGUGGCUUUACUUGCAUCGAUGCUCAAAUACCGUUGAUGAAAUAUAAUUUCUUAAUAUUUUUGACUACAUUGGGCGAUUGUGAUGCACCAUUAUUGGGUGAAGAAAUUGUUGAACGACGUGGACGAUUGAAUGCCUGGCCUGAGUUGAUAAAAUCAUUGUUUGGUCGAUCGAAAUUUCGUAAAAUUACCUGCAUGAAUGUGAUAUUAGAAAAUGCCAUCUAUUCACCUCAAACACGACAUAAACGUUGGUAUCGAAAGAUAAUAGACAUGGGAAAACAAUUGGGUGAACAAUUGGAUUCAAUGUUAGAGGAUGGUAGCAUCUUGAUUAUGCCAUGUCUACCGGAAAAAGCACCAAAACAUAGCGGAACAUUUUUACGUGUAAACAAUUGUGGCUAUACAUCCGUAUUCAAUGUAUUGGAAAUGCCCGUUACACAGGUUUCAAUGGGUAUUGGUCAUCGAUCCAAGAUGCCCGUUGGUUUUCAGAUAAUAGCGAAACGUUUGAAUGACCGUUUUACACUAGCUGUGGCUGAGUUAUUAGCCAAAGAAUUUGGCGGUUGGCAACCACCUUGUGAAGUUCGAAUUAAAUGAACAAAUUGAAUCAAAAUGAAUCAAUCAAUAAAAUCUAAAAUGACAAUA